AUACUGUGGCCAGCUUUAUAAGUGCCUAUACGGGUCACACACUUUGGACAAUUUAAGGAGUAGGAUUAAACAUUGGGAUAGUAAGUAAUUUGUAUAGAUUUCUCUAGAUUUCUCUCUCUAGCGAUGUCGAGGAGAAGAGGAAGACCUAGAAAGAAGACGACGCCGAGCAAGUCUCCGACGACCGGAUCCACUCCCAAUAGUGGGGGAGAUGUGAUCCCAACAGAAGAAGAAUCUCCUACUCAACAGAAAUCCCCGAUCAAUGAUGAGAUCUUGACAGAGGCAACACCAGAUUUGAAAGAGGAAAACCCUCAACAAACAUAUGCAGAGGCAGUCACUGGGAUAGCAGAUAAGGACAAAUUACAGUUCAUCCCUGCUACUGAGGUAAAUGGAAUGCUGGUAGCUAAACUUACAAAGGAAGAUGUUAUUGAAUCAAAACAUUACUGGAAUUCCACAUUAGUUUGCUGUAUAUUGGGGGCUAAUCCCCCAAUUGAAGUUAUUAAAGGUUUUAUCAAUCGUGUUUGGAAAUCAUACCCUAUGGAUGAUAUUUCAGUACUAAAAGAAGGACAGUUCUUAGUUACUUUUCGAAAAGAGGAAGAUAUGAAGGAGAUUGUUAAGAGGAGAUAUUACUUUUUCGACAAUAAACCCAUGUAUAUUCAACAAUGGAAACCUGGAAUGAAGGUUAUAACUGAGGAACUGACAGAUAUCCCAAUCUGGAUACAACUUCCAGACCUAGAUGUGAAAUACUGGAGCCUGUCAGGUCUGAGCAAACUGGGUAGUCGGAUUGGUAAACCAGUUAAGAGGGACAAAGCCACUGCAACCAAAACUAAGUAUGCUUAUGCAAGAAUACAGGUUGAAGUCAGUGUUCAUCAGGAAUUCCCACAUGAGAUCGUAUUUGUAGAUGAGGAAGAUAAGGUUGUCAGCCAGAAAGUGGAAUAUGAAUGGUAUCCAUGUAUAUGUGCUCAUUGUAAGAGGAUGGGACAUAUGCAAGAAACUUGCAGGAAAAAAGAAGGGAAGAAGCUAACUGCUGGACAAUCAAAACUGGCAUGGAGGCCUAAAAGAACCAAACAGAUUAAUGAAGUGGAGAGAAACCAGAUGGUGGAGCAUGAGAAUCUCCUGGAGGUUCAAGAGGGAAAUCAGGUUCAAGAGGGAAAUCAGGUGAAGGAUCAGCCAUCUAACUCUCAGAAAGAUGAGGAAGGUUUCACUGAGGUUAGUGGCAAGAAAGCUGCUAAAAGAAUCCUAUUAAGUAAUAUGAAGGAAGACCUAUUAACUGAGAUUACCAAGCUGUUUGAGAAGGAUGAGGUCAACUUAUUCCUGAAAAAAUAUGACAUGUUGAUUUGUGGACUGUUGGAAACCAAAAUCAGAGAGAAAAAUUUCAUAAGUAUUGAAAAUAAAAUAGCCCAAGGGUGGAGCUCCUACAUUAAUAAUGAAUAUCAUCAACUGGGCAGAAUAUGGGUGUUGUGGAAGCCCAAUAAGCUGAAAGUUAAUAUUAUGGAGGCUGGAGAGCAAUGGGUUCACUGCAAAUGUGGUAUUGUAGAUGGUGAGCCAAAGAUUUUCUUCAUCACGUUUAUCUAUGGACAUAAUGAUCUAGUUAAAAGGAGGGAUCUAUGGUUAGCUAUUAAAAAAAUUGCUAUCUCAAAUACACUUUCCUGGUGCAUUGUUGGCGAUUUUAAUAGUGUGCUAGAGAUGGAUGAUAGGGUGGGUGGAAACCCAGUCACUUGGGAUGAGACACAGGAGUUCAAACAAUGUGUUCAGAUGUGUGGUUUGGAAGAGAUACCUGCAGAAGGAGCUAAAUUCACUUGGUCAAACAAGAAAGGGCCUGGCAGAAGAAUCUUUUCCAAAAUAGAUAGAGCACUUGCCAACAUUGAAUGGUUCAAUGAGAUGGAUACUAAAGUUCCUAUUAAGGUAGAAGGAUUAUCUGAUCAUUCUCCUCUCCUUAUUAAAAACUGUAGUAUGAAAAGCAAUUUUUCCUUCAAGUUUUGUGACAUGUGGACUCUGGACCCCUCCUUUCCUAAAAUAGUGAAGGAGAAUUGGAGCAAGGAAGUGCAAGGCAGAUAUAUGUACAAAUUGGUCACCUAUCUUAAAGAAGUUAAGGGGCAGUUGAGACAGCUAAAUAAGGACAAAUUCUCUAAUAUUUUCCUGCAGUGCAAUGUCCUUAGGGAAGAGCUUCAACAAACCCAAGAAGCUAUCAAAAACAAUAUGGAUAGUAUAGCUCUAAUUACUAAGGAAAGGGACCUAAUCAGGGAGUUGAACUGGAAAAUGAAGGCAGCAAGAUUAUUGAAAUUCCAACAAAUUAAACAAGAGUGGGUACUGGAAGGGGACAAGGACUCUAGACUAUUUCAUGCAUGGAUCAAGAAGAGAAGACUCAAGAACUAUAUUAAUACCAUUAAAAAUUCUAAGGGCCAGAUUGUUGAAGUGAAUGAGAAGGUUGCUCAAGUUAUGGUGGAGUACUACCAAGACCUCCUGGGAAACACAAAAAUUACUGAUAAUAUUAAUAUAGAUAUCUUAGCAGAAGGCAAGGUGUUAACUGUGGAACAACAACUCAAGCUUCUAGCCUCUAUCCAUCCUGAGGAAGUCAAGAAAUAUGUUUUCAGUAUACCUAACAGUAAAAGUCCUGGCCCAGAUGCAUGGCUGAUUUGGAAGGGUAGAAUACUUACUAAGGACAGGCUAAGUAGGUUUUUACCAAUUGAUACAAUCUGUAGCCUAUGCAACAAGAUGGAUGAGACUGCUGACCAUCUCUUUUGCAGCUGUCCUUUUGCAAAGUAUAUUUUCCAGCAUAUGUCUAUGCUUAUCCAGUAUGACAUGGAAGCUAAUUCCAUUGCUGAGCUAGGACAGAGAAUGAAUAAGGGAAGAAACAGAAGAGAUAGGAGGGCUAUUGCUGCUUGUGUUGUUACCUGUUGUUACUUCAUUUGGAAAGCUAGAAACUUCAAGCUUCACAACAAGGAGAUGACUGUGGUGGACACGCUGAAGACUAUCAAAGAACACUUCAAUAUUAUUAUGGGUAACUAGUCUAUGUUGUUCACGUUGUAUACUGGUGUUAGGUGCUGGUUCUUGUUAUUGGGCCACAAUCAUUACACGUUUAUUUACUGCGUUUUGUGAAUGCAUGUUGAAUGUAUGUUGAACGCUAGUAAUGGACAUGUGCGCGGCCAUGUCGAUAGGUGAGAUCGAAAUUAUAAAUCCCUCACGAAUAUUAAGUCUGUUGCCUUCUGGCGCCCGACACCUAUCCAGCUAAUGUGCACUGUCAUGUACUCAGCCUCAGAGCAUAGUACGGUGUAUGUUAAGCUGGUUACGGGAACCGCCAUAGCGUGGUCGCUGUCGCACGUUGGGUUAGACUUAACUGAGUCUCGGUCAAAUGGAUGGACGACUCAGAGGCAGUAAGUUGGGGUCAUCAAUGACAAGUCGGAUGAUUUUACUCACUCACCCAGCCAGGAGUUGGAUCUUUAUGAUUUAAUUGGAACUCUAUUCCUAACCAAAGUAGUCUGCUUGUAAGACGUGCCUCAGCCAAUUACAAGUAUGGUGAAAAGGUGUCCUGGUCCGGUUGUAGUAAUAUUGCUCGCCCAACACCAGACCAAGAGCUAAGAGCCCGGCUCAUCAGUUGGAAAUAUGUUCCUACCUAAAUAGUUGUCUUGUGGAGUAACGCCCAAGCGGAACGCAAGAUAAUGAAAUAUGGAUCUUGGCCCACUACAGGUUUCGCUGGAAAUCUCCGAAUCAAUAUCGAGGGUUAUUGAUUUGUUAAAAAUAGUGGGAGAUAAUUAAUUAAAGGCCUAAUUAAUUAUUAAACAUGAUAGAUAACCUAGUUUGCAAAAUUUUCUGUAGAUGGCAAACAACAACAACCCUUUCAACCUGCGUUACAUCCUGGAAAACAACAAGUUAUCCGGGACCAACUUUCUUGACUGGGAGAUGAACCUCCGAAUCGUUCUUAACUAUGAGAGGAAACUCUACAUCCUCGAAACGGAUCCUCCC
Messenger RNA from Cuscuta campestris, 3960 nucleotides. The record is from the annotation of a GenBank genome assembly. Lineage: Eukaryota; Viridiplantae; Streptophyta; Magnoliopsida; Solanales; Convolvulaceae.